Komagataella phaffii GS115 is the source of this 972-nucleotide messenger RNA. RefSeq names its product Protein with a role in UDP-galactose transport to the Golgi lumen. The transcript has a single exon. Gene Ontology annotation, biological process: UDP-galactose transmembrane transport. The record is from RefSeq and is a predicted model, not a curated record. Gene Ontology annotation, cellular component: endoplasmic reticulum membrane; Golgi membrane. Lineage: Eukaryota; Fungi; Ascomycota; Pichiomycetes; Pichiales; Pichiaceae. The coding region runs from base 1 to 972 and encodes 323 amino acids. Gene Ontology annotation, molecular function: UDP-galactose transmembrane transporter activity; UDP-glucose transmembrane transporter activity.
AUGAAAACAUUGACUCUUUGUGUGGCAGGAAUUUAUGCAUCGUUUAUUCUCUGGGGCUAUUUGCAAGAACGCCUGUCGGAGCCCUACAAUGGGCGGCCCUUCAAAGCUCCACUGAUCGUUAAUGCUAUUCAAUCGUUUUUCGCCAUGAUUGUAGGCUCCAUAUAUCUCAGUGCUAAAACUAGAAAACUCAGCACUCCAAUGGACCCAAUUUCGCAAAAUCCCAAAAUAAUUUACCAACUGGCCCUAAUUGCGGUGCUUUCUUCGGGAUCGUCUGCAGUUGGGAUGAAAUCCUUGGAGAAUGUCGACUACUUGACAUAUCUUCUUGCUAAAUCAUGCAAAUUGAUCCCUGUUAUGAUCGUCUCCGUCUUGGUAUACAGAAAACGAUUUCCUGUGCACAAAUAUUGUAUUGCUUUGUGUAUUAGUGCUGGCGUUAUCUUGUUCACAUUAAAGCCCAAGUCGCUGAGUAAUUCUAUUGAUUCCUCCGCUGGAAACUGGAGAGGAUAUCUUUGUUUGUUGAUAUCUUUAUUUUUAGACGGUUUACUCAACUCCUCUCAAGAUCAGCUUUUCAAGACUUUCAAAAUUUCAGGAGCACAGUUGAUGGCUGCACUUAACAUGUUAACAUUUAUCCUCAUUUCAUCGUACAUUGUGCUAUUCACAGAUCAGUUGCCAUAUUUUGUUUCCUUUGUACAAGUGUCUCCUCAAUUGCUUCAGAAUGCAAUAUUGUAUGGUAUUGCAGGAGCCAUCGGACAGAUUUUUAUUUUCUUAACUCUAGAGAAAUUUGACUCUAUUGUCCUCACCACGGUCACGGUUACGAGAAAAAUGUUCAGCAUGGUACUGAGUGUGCUUCUAUUUGGACACUCAUUAUCCUUACAACAGCAGGUUGGAAUUGGACUAGUCUUUGGCGGUAUUUGCUACGAAAGCUGGCUAAAAAGCUUCGGCUCCCAAGUCAGCCCAAAAGCAAAACUGUCGUAG